AACUGCUGGUUCUCGGCAGUACUUUCCUCACGAUCUGACAGUGUGAGGAAAGUGCAACCGAGAACCGGCAAUUGCAUUUCCCGGUGAUCAGCGCCAAUCACAGCGGCCUUUACCACGUGAUCAGUGGUGUCCAAUGACACGCUGAUCACAGGGAAAUGCAAGUGCCGGGCACUGAUGAUCAGUGCCCUGAUGAUCGGUGCCCAGCAAUGCCACCCGCAAGUUCCGCCCACCUGUGCCCAGCAGAUCACCCACCUGUGCCACUCUGCAGUGUCACACACCUGUGCCCAGAAGUGCCACCUACCUGUGCCCAGCAGUGCCACCCACCUGUGCCC
This is a messenger RNA of Staurois parvus, 332 nucleotides long. NCBI's taxonomy places the organism in Eukaryota, Metazoa, Chordata, Amphibia, Anura, Ranidae. The record is from the annotation of a GenBank genome assembly.